CUUGUAUGAUUUACCGAUGAAAGAGAAAAAUCCAAGCGCCGUUUAAACGGAGAGAGGCGGAGGCGGGAAGAGGAAAGAGGAGGAACAUGACCAUUGGGAAACUUGGAAUACUGCUGCUGCUACUCGCCGACGGCUCUCCUUUGUCUGUCAACCUCGGCCCCUCAGCGGUACCGCCCUUCAACAAUGUUAUGCAUAAUCCAGCCAACUGGAAGCACAUUACAGCGAAAAUGAAGCCGGAUGGAUGCCUUCGUUAUAUCUCAUCUACCGAGGGGAAAAAAAAAAGACAGGAAAGAAGAUGGCCGAGGCCUUUCUCUCUCCCCGUUCUAUGUUUUGUUCUGUAUAUAUAUACGCGUCGUAUAUAUGGGUUUGGGUUAGAGUUAGGCAGUUAUCGAAAGUCAAUUGGUCGAUGGCUGUGUCUAUCUCAUUGCCUUAUUAUUGUCUAGCUUACUUACUGCACCUUGUUGUCUAGUUUGUUUCGCUUUGCUUUCUUCGGAGUCAUAUCUACCUUGGGCACUUGGGUGGUUUCUAAUGUAAAACAAAGGAGGUUGUUCAAGGUAGAGUUUAAUAAAA
Molecule: messenger RNA, 570 nt
Organism: Lasiosphaeria miniovina
Lineage: Eukaryota; Fungi; Ascomycota; Sordariomycetes; Sordariales; Lasiosphaeriaceae
Exons: 1
Coding region: 87-443 (118 amino acids)
Source: RefSeq, a predicted model, not a curated record